Molecule: messenger RNA, 4461 nt
Organism: Acipenser ruthenus (sterlet)
Lineage: Eukaryota; Metazoa; Chordata; Actinopteri; Acipenseriformes; Acipenseridae
Product: thiamin pyrophosphokinase 1
Exons: 10
Coding region: 167-913 (248 amino acids)
Biological process (GO): thiamine diphosphate biosynthetic process; thiamine metabolic process
Molecular function (GO): thiamine binding; thiamine diphosphokinase activity; ATP binding
Source: RefSeq, a predicted model, not a curated record
AGAUCUACUUCAGAAACACAGGAAGCGGCAGCGGGGAGUACAUUGUGGGACAAAGUACACUGGAGUAGGACGUGAUGAGAAGUACGGAUCCUAAUUUGCUUGUAAACUACGUAGAAUAUACGAGCAUAAAAGGCAUUUUUUGGGGAAGAAAAAUAUCCUGAGUAUCAUGGGUGAUGUAUUUACACCAUUGGACUGCCUGCUAUCUUCAGGUAAACAGCAAUUCUGUUUAGUGAUCCUUAACCAACCCUUGGACAAAGACUACUUUCACCAACUCUGGAGUAAAGCUACAAUAAAGGCCUGUGCAGAUGGAGGAGCAAAUCAUCUCUAUAAUCUCACGUCUGGGAAGCGUGAAAGCUUCCUGCCUGACUACAUCAGCGGGGAUUUCGAUUCGAUCAAACCAGAAGUCAAAGAGUUUUACAAGAAUAAGAAAUGCAAGCUUAUAGAAACUGAAGAUCAAGACCUAACAGACUUUACCAAGUGCCUGCGCAUACUAGUGGAUGAAAUAAAGAGUAAGGAUCUACAGGUCGAUACCAUAGUGACCCUUGGAGGACUCGGUGGACGGUUUGACCAGAUCAUGGCUACUGUCGAGACUCUCUUCCAUGCCACCCACAUGACUGACCUCCCAGUGUUGGUCAUUCAGGGCUGUUCCUUGGCUUACCUGCUGAAGCCGGAUAAACGGCACACUUUGAAUGUGAACACGGGAUUGGAGGGGGAUUGGUGCAGCCUUAUUCCAGUGGGGGGGCCCUGCAAGACCACAACCACCGGCCUCAAAUGGAACCUCUCAAUAAUGACCUCAGCAAAGGACAUUUCAUGGGGAUCUAUGACCGGUCGGGCGAGUUGGUGGCCCGAAGGCAAAGCUAUUAUAAGCCAUCUAUUACAGUCACUACUGCAUUGCCUGGGGUUGGCUGGCUGACUGCCCAGCAUUUACAACACAUCAGAGGAUGAUCGGCUGCUCCAGCCUUUCUGCUUGCGUCAGCUAUACAGCAAAAGCUUUCUCUCACCAAAGGUAAUUAGGUAAAGUCUUAAUGUGUAAGCUCCCUCAACCCAAAAUAAAUAGUUUGCAAGAACUCUUGUACCUUUCAGUAGAUAUUACUCCCAUUUUAAAGAUCCCAUUUAAGCAUUGAGCAGCUCCUAAUUGCAGACAGAUGUUAACUGUUUGUGUGACUGCUGCCACGUUAAUGGUUUUUAAAAGGAGUGGUUUUAUUGUUAUGGCUUUAAGGUGCACAUUCUUUGCUAUAAAUUAAAGAUGCAUGCCUCGUUUUCAUAUAGCUAGUUCCAAUACUGGAGUCAUGUCUGCAGUUUGGACAUGAGCAUUUGUUGCCUGAUUUACCCCCCACGCAGACCUCUUAAUCUAAUUCACAAGUGCAGUGGUCCCCAAAUACUACAGAGUUCAUAUCAAUCCUGCCCCAAAAAAAGGUUUCUGUUAUGGUGAGUUCAGAAAUGGUAGGACAUGUAAUGUGGAGCAUUCAGCAACCAUUGUGACAAGAAUGGAAUUUAUUUUUCUGUAACACCUCCCUUCCGCACAGGAUCUCAAUGACCUUUAGAAACAUACAGCUGAAUGAACUACUAGCCACCUUAAGAUUGGAAUUUGCACGGUUCGAGUCCAGGUUAUUCCUUUGCCGACCGUGGACGGGAGCUCCCAGGGGGCGGCGCACAAUUGGCCGAGUGCCGCCCGGGGGGAGGGAGGGUUAAGUUGGCCAGGGUGUCCUUAGCUCACCGCGCACCAGCGACCCCUGUGGUCUGGCCCGGCACCUAUGGGCAUGCCUGUAAGCUCCCCAUGGCUGCGUUGUCCUCCAACGCUGUAGCUCUGGGUGGCUGCAUGGUGAGUCUGCAUGGCUAACGGCACAUGCUUCAGAGUACAACGUGUGUUCAUCUUCACCCUCCUGAGUCAGCGCAGGGGUGGUAGUGGUGAGCUGAGUUUAAAAAAAUUAAAUAAUUCGACACUACUAAAUUGGGGAGAAAAUUAAAAAAAACUAAUUGGCGACUACUAAUUUUGAUUUUAUUUUAUUUAUUUAAAAAGAGAGAAGAUUGGAACUGCAAAUCUACCCAACAGUGAUAAUUUUAUAAUCUCAGAAAUCUAGACAAACAGAGCAGAAACUAAAAUAAUCUUUCUUUAUUUAGUUGUCUUUUGUACUUUUAAAUGCAUCACAUUGUAACCAGCUGUCUUCAACAAAAAGGUCCAAGUGAAGCAAUACAGAGAAACAUUCAUUUGUACAUAUUGUGAAAGAUUGCGCAAUAUCUUGAAGUAAUAAAUGUUUUACAGAUUUUUAGCCCUGUUAAUUCAUGCAGAUUUACUUACCCGGAUUCAUUCCAAGUUCCUGUGUAUGUAUCCGGCCUGCAUUUAUGCAUGAAUUAACAUGUCUCACAAUCCCCAGGUGGGAGAGUAAGAGGGUAUGAAUUAGUGAAGAAUAAACAGUGAAUUCAUUAGGAACAGAUGGAGGGGAAAGGGGCACCUAAAUGUUUUUAAAUCAUGAUGAAUUGACAGGACUGAAUUCAAAAUGAAUUACAUCAGAACUUGGAGGAAGUGCAUAAGACAGUCAGGUGUUAUUCCUGAAUACCCUGUGCAGUUAUUGUCCACAUUAGAAACUAACACCUUUUGACAAACAACUUUUUAUUUAACAUUUAUUUUUAUUUUUUUAUUUUUUGUGUGUUUUGCACUAAUAUAAUAUUGAAAUGUUGUCAAUACUAAGAUCUGCCAUUGUGCAGAUCAAUUGGAUAUACCCCAUUAUGUCAUUUUCUUUUGUAUGUAGUAUUUAGGGUUUGGUGUUUUUGAACCCCUUUCAGUUUUGGAGGUGAUGGCACCAGGGAAAGAUCAGGGUUGUAUUACACAGAGCGCCACAGUAAAUGACACCAUUAAUUUCGGCUCUUCAACUAAUAUCAGUGUACUACAGGAACUGCUACAUCUGGAUGUGAAAAAAUGUAGGCAAAAUCCUGCCUCGCACAAUUUUAUAUUCUUAUUAUUUAUUUUUUAGCAGACGCCCUUAUCCAGGGCAACUUACAAUUGUUACAUGAUAUCACAUUAUUUUUACAUACAAUUACAUUAUUUUUUUUACAUAAAUUACCCAUUUAUACAGUUGUUUUUUUUUUUUAUUGGAGCAAUAUAGGUAAAGUACCUUGCUCAAGGGUACAACAGCAGUGUCCCCCACCUUGGAUUGAACCCACAACCCUCCAGUCAAGAGUCCACAGCCCUAACCACUACUCCAUCAUCUUUUUUUAUUUAUUUUUUUAUUUUCACGCUGGCUAAAUAAAGAUUCUUUCCCCAAAGUCCAGCUGAUUUCCCCUCACUAAGAGAUGUUCAACUGAUGUGCUUUUUACAUAUAAAUUGCUGUUGUUGGAGAAGGAGUUUUGAAGUGUGCAGAGGUUCUGUGCUACUAAAGUCUGGAAAGAAAAAGAGUUCUGCACAACAAAGCUUGUGUCCUGAUACUUCUUGAGUGUAGUGUAGAUCUGUACUGACAAUCAAAAGUUGCACAGAAGAUCUAAGAUACCAUUUGGCUAUGCAAUAUAUUGAUUAUAAUAAUCACUAGAAUACAUGUAAUUGUCCUAAUAGCUAAAUAUAAAGACAGUAUAGGUUGGAUUGAAUGCACUGUGUUCAGUAUUGAAUUUAGGAUUUGUUUAGCUCUUCUUGUAAUAUAAAAAACAGUAAACUAAUCUAGUGAAUGCCUAUGGGUGGGCAGUGUGUUUUUUUUCUUUAAUGCAUGUGAUGCCAUUUUGAAAUAUGAGUGUUUGAUAAGUUUACUCACUUUAAUGGCCUCAAACUCAAUGAAUUCAAGAUAUCACAGGCAUAGCAAAAUGUGUAACAAAAUAGUGCAGUUUUAUGAAUAUGUGGCCAUGGACAGCGGGUUAUUAUACCACCAUAAAAUGUUCAUAAGUGAAAUGGUAUGAAUGGAAGGAGAACUUUCAUUUUUCUUCAAAGGAGGUCGUAUUAAUAGUCAACAGGCAGAGGUAUUUCCUAGAUCCCGUUUAAGUAAGUAUUCAUAUGUAAAAGCAAUAAAGGUUAAAUAACUAAUUUGCUGCGCUUGAAUUUAGCAAUUCCCAUGAAUUCAUUAUGCAUCAGGUCAUGUCCCUCCCAAUACUGACAACUAGAGGUCAGUGUUUGGUAAAAUAAUCUGCUGUUUUUUUGUACAGUGGAGAUAUAAUGCCAAUUGGCUAAAUUACUAAUAUAUACAGUAUAUUUUUCCUAAAUGGUCCUAAAGAUGGGUACAGAGCACAAUACACACUGAAUUCAAAUUGGAAUGCUUAGAAAAAUAUUCCCAUCAAGCUGCUAUCAUCAUAAAAAUCAUGCUGUUAAAUGGUUGUAUCCUAUGCCCUAAUGACAUUUUGGCAUUUGAAAUUAUAAUUUAAUUGGUUUGGUAACCGCCUCAAAUGUACAUAUUUGUACAAGAGGCAAAGUGCAGUCAGUUAAAUUGGUAAAAGUUAUAGGAAGCACUGUUUGCUUGAAUUUGAUUAUUAUUAUUUAUGUUC